UUCUUCUGCACUGAACCUCUUCCUAUUUUUAUUGUUACUUCAUUUACCAUAACAAAAUAUAAUAUAAAUAGAAAAUAACAAAAUAAUAGUAAUUAGAAAAAAAAGUGAGUACUAAACGAAAUAUAAUUAAUAGUAGGAGUUUAACAGGGAAAAUGAGAAAAGCAGAUUCAUCUCGGAGCCUCAAAUGACGUAAAGGGUUUCCCGCCAUUGUUGACUAACCACAAAAAAAUUCCUUUUGCUUCUUUCUUUCUUUCUUCCCAACAAAACCCCAUCCUCCAUCCUCUCCUCCUCCUCCUCUCAAUUUCAAUGCAGCAACAGCAGCAGCACAAUCACAUAAUCCCCAUCCAUGGCGGAGGAAGAACAGAGGUGGCACCACCGCCCCUGCGCCAACAACUGCGGCUUCUUCGGCUCUCCCACCACCCACAAUCUCUGCUCCAAAUGCUACCGCGACAAAUUCCCCAACGCCGCCCUCCGCCACCGCGACCCCCUCCUUUCGCCGGAGCCACCGUCUCCUCUGCCGCCCGACGAGCCAGCUGCCCCUCCCGCCCAUUCGCAAUCGCAAUUGAAAUCGAUCGACGCUCCGGUAAACCCUAACCGCUGCGGCGCGUGCCGGAAGCGCGUGGGGCUCGUGGGAUUCACGUGCCGAUGUGGGUUCACGUUCUGUGGGUCCCACCGGUUCCCGGAGGAGCACAGCUGCCGGUUCGAUUACAAGGCGGCGGGGAGGGCGGCCAUCGCCCGGGCCAAUCCGGUGGUCAAAGGUAAGAAGCUUGACAAGAUCUGAGCCGUUGGAUUGCCAGGGACGGUUGGGAUUGGAUGGAUGGAUGGAUGAUUUAGUUUUUAGUGUGUUUGGAAAUGGGUUUGGGUCGGGUCAGUUCUGAUUCGCCGGUGGAUUCAAGUAGGAAUUGGACAUGUGAUUAAUAUUUUAUGUAAUUUAUUAUGUAGAUGUUUGGUUGAUUUUAUUAAUUAUUAUGAAUAAAUGUAGAUGUA
Andrographis paniculata is the source of this 987-nucleotide messenger RNA. Its product is annotated as zinc finger A20 and AN1 domain-containing stress-associated protein 5-like. The transcript has a single exon. NCBI's taxonomy places the organism in Eukaryota, Viridiplantae, Streptophyta, Magnoliopsida, Lamiales, Acanthaceae. Gene Ontology annotation, molecular function: zinc ion binding; DNA binding. The record is from RefSeq and is a predicted model, not a curated record. The coding region runs from base 347 to 781 and encodes 144 amino acids.